AUGCAACGCAACUUAUCAGGCCCACAGCAAGAAAAGGGCACAGAAGCACCAACCGAUGAAAGCGAGCGAUUAAAACCACUACCCGUGACAUCACGAGCGGCACAAGGUCCCUUUCCGCCAGAAUUACCCACAAAGAUAUCAGGACCAGACUUGUCCUUCCUCAAUGAUGACCAGCCUGAUCAGAAACAUCUGGCUGUUGCGAUUUCAAAAGAGCAGUCUGACUCUCGUCACAACAAUCAACAAGGAUUUCAAACCGAUGAAGAUGCAUCGCGGGAACUCAACGAGGCAUGUUUUGCAGGAGAGAACAGUCAACACAAGAUCCGAGAGCUUUGGAAGAUGCAAGGAUCCGAUGAAAACGAAGAUGGCAAAUUAGCUACGGAGACGAGACGCGCCCAAUUCCUCUUAGAUUUAGAACGGGCACAAAAGGAAUUCGACUAUUGGGAUGAACGAGUGUGGCAGAUCUCUCUCGCGAGAGGUCAUAGAGGUUUCUAUGAGCCAUACAUGUCGGGGGCAAACCACACGUCGAACGUCUUUAACGGGAUACCCACAAGCACCUUGAAUCACGCGCCUUUACAGCCAGAUCCAAAGCCAAAGAGCCCUCCUCGAAGCGAACAAGAACCCGUGCGAUACCAAACGCGAGAGGUGAAACGAAGAAGAGACAAGAGAGAGUCUGAGAAAGAACUCCACACCAGCAAGCCAUCCCCUUUCGUGGAUGUCCAUGUCAACCCCAAGACUCGUCGAGAUGUUACAUUGCACGUCGAUAUGGAUGUGAAUGAAGAUCUAGAAGAAGAGCUCGAAGAGUUCUCAAAGCUCAGGCGAAUUGGACACUUUGAGGCGGCAAAGCGAUAUUUCGAGGACCAUCUCGAAAGCUUCAUCGACAACUCAUACGUCCUGGAUCAGUAUAGUCAAUUCUUGUUGGAGAUCUCAGACGUUCAUGCGCUCACCAAGUUGGCGAGGGAGUACCCGCCAAAAGACGUAGAGCAGGCCGCAUCGGCCAACUGGGUUCUUGUUUUCCAGUGA
Colletotrichum aenigma is the source of this 1020-nucleotide messenger RNA. RefSeq lists its product as uncharacterized. The coding region runs from base 1 to 1020 and encodes 339 amino acids. The record is from RefSeq and is a predicted model, not a curated record. The transcript has a single exon. Lineage: Eukaryota; Fungi; Ascomycota; Sordariomycetes; Glomerellales; Glomerellaceae.